UGCACAGCAGGAGAAGACCAGGCGGGUCCCUGUCCCCUGCAGUCCCGACAAUCCCCAAACAAAAGCGAGUCCCGGGAUGGGCAACAGUCUGAAAGCCAUAGUUGCUUUUGUGCCCUCCGACGAAUGCCAGAAGUACCUCCUGGAAGACCUAGAGGAGAUGCCAGUGGAUAAAACGGUGGAUCUGAGCGGCAGGCAGCUGAGGCGGCUGCCUCUGCACAUUUGCUCUUUUCGGGAACUGGUCAAGCUGUACCUGAGCGACAACAACCUCAACCAUCUGCCCCCCGAGCUGGAGCAGCUGCAGAACCUGCAGAUCCUGGCGCUGGACUUCAACAACUUCAAAGCGCUGCCCUUGGUGGUGUGCACCCUCAAGCAGCUGUGCAUCCUCUACCUGGGCAACAACAAGCUCUGCAGCCUUCCCCUCGAGCUCCGGCUCCUGCAGAACCUCAAGACCCUCUGGAUCGAGUCCAACUGCCUGCAGUACCUGCCCGAGGUGGUGUGCGAGCUCAGCCUGCUCAAGACCCUGCACGCCGGCUCCAACGCGCUGCGCAGCCUCCCCACCCAGCUGCGGUGCCUGCAGGAGCUCCGCACCAUCUGGCUGUCGGGCAACCUGCUGUCUGAGUUUCCCCCCGUGCUCCUGGACAUGCCUUUUCUGGAGGUGAUCGACGUGGAUCGCAACUCCAUCCGGUUCUUCCCCAGCCUGGCUCACCUCCCUGGCUUGAAGCUGGUGAUCUACGACCACAACCCCUGCAGGAACGCGCCCAAAGUGGCCAAAGGGGUGCGGAGGGUGGGCAGGUGGUCAGAGGAGACCCCCGAACCCCGCAAGCGGUCCGGGGCGGUGAUAGAAAUCACACUCGAUGAGAAACCAUCGCCACCUCCUGCCGCCAAGCCCGAACCAGAAGCCGAGCCCUGCUGAUGCUCAGCUGCCCGCUCUGGUAAAGGUUGCAGCGCACCCACAACGCUGCCCAGCCUCCACUUCUCCCCCGCUUGCUGGUGUCUGUGGAGCACCACACCGCCCGGCUGGUCUUCAGGAGUAGCUGCACCAGCUUAGAGCUAGGUGACAGCAAACUCUCUUGUACAGACACCCUCUUAUGCACAGCACGCAGCACUCUCUAGAGCAAAAACUUCCUCCCUUUCCCAUGCAGGGACCACUCAAAAGUUUGCGUAGAGAUGAUGGCACAGUUUAGAUGUUUUCCAUGGUUGAAUUGCACAGAGCACGUACGGAGUCCCUGCUCUUCACCCAUGGGCUUGCUCUUCUCCCUUCCACCUUGCCAAGCUGUCCGGGCUCAGCUGGAAACUGCUGUUCGAGGUGAUCGCUGCUGGGAGUCACAGCGCUGAAGUAACCCACAAGGUUUGUCUCAAACGACUUAUCUGAAACGCAGCAGCAACAGCUUGAAGAAGGUGGCCCUGCCUGCCGCCUGGGAAGCGGUAGCGGAGCCCUGGCUGCGCUAUCAAGGAAACAGCCAGCUCUCCUCUUACAGCUGCCGCCUUCGUCCUGGAAAAUUAGCGACCGCUUGUUUUGCUAUUGCCAAGCGGCUUUUUAAACGGGGGUGAGGAACGCAAGAGGCUUUGCUGCUUGUUUGUAUGUAACUGGCAACGCUGCCUAUAAGGGCAGCUGCACGCGACGACUUUUCAUGCGGUAGCAAAGAAGAACAUCAAAGCCUGACUAAGUCAGAAAAACCACGAGAGCUGCAAAGACUUGCAUGAAUAAGGCCCAGGGCUGGGAUCCUGCCGCUACAGGGCACACGCAGAAGUUGAAGCCGAGGCAAACUUUACUCAGUUGACUUCAGUUGGGUGUUUCUCCAGCUUGCAACUCGCACCGGUUCUGAUCCCCUUCAAAACACACUGAACUCUUUUUUUUUUUUUUUUUUUUUUUUUAAAAAAAGCACGUUUUGCUUUAAUUGUUUAACACAGAAAUCUGGCUCAAAAUGCCAUUUUUAUCUUUUGAUUCCAUGGCAUGGAUUAUCAAGUUUGGUAAAAGCUUUUUAUUUCCAACAAAAAAGUCUGGGGAGCCCUUGGUGGUGCAGCACAGCCACGUACAUCCCUCUCUGCCUGGCUCCUCAGUGGGACCGUCCCGGCAGCGCAGCCAGCGGAUCGGCAAUUGACUUCCCAGAAAAGGUUUGAUUCAAUGCCAGUUUGUGACUGCUCAAUGUCAUUUACAUGCUUGAAAAAUUAUCUGGAAAUACAUAGACUCUCCUAGCGCUUGCCCUCCUGUUAAAGGAGGUCUGAAUUUGGAUCCGGCUGGCACCCACAUAGUGUGCUUACUAGUCGUUAAAUUAAAUAAAACGUACUAGUGUCUCGCUGAGUUAAACCAUCCUUUUUUGGAACUAACUGAAUUCUCCCUUUACGAAUUAUCUAAUCUUUUCCAACAAACUAUUUCUUCCUACAAAAUUAUUCAGCAGGGUAAGAGUUUGGGCCCUUUUUUUAACACCCAGGUUCGAUGUUUUUAUUUCCUAUGGAAGCGAUUGGUACUUUAUUUAUCUGAGGGGGUGGGGAAGGUGUUUUCACCUGCUCAUCAACGGUUUGUAUUUAACAGAGCACUCUCUGCACAAUAUUGUCACUUUUAGAGAUCUGAAGAGUCUGCUUUGAGAGUUUGAAGGAAUGUUCCAUACGCAGAUUCUCUUCCUUUCAGGAAACCAAAGGGAGAAAAAAAGUUUGCACAGGCAUUUUCUUGAUUUCCAGUAAUCUCCCUGCUUGGGCAGACUUCCCCUGCUGUUUGCCGAGGUGCUGCGUUACCCUGGCAGGGGCCAGGAGCGUGACAAUGCCCAGGUGGCACCUCCUGAGGGGCUCCCACACGGAUGGGGUGCCUCCACCUGUCUCUGCUUACAGUCAUCGAGAACCUGCAUAGAGUGGCACAGGCAUCGGGGACCCCCUCGCGACCUCAGCAUAGGGAAACUUGUCCAAUUCAGAAACAUGUUGCCUUUGCAGCAGCUACUGGAGGAGGGAAGCGGAUGUACAGGUCGGGCACAAGUGGUAGGAAAGGAGGGAAAACAAAAAAGGGAAUGCGAUGCAAACUGACAUUUUCCACUAAGCGCCCUCUUUUUUAAGUGUUUGUGAAGUCAAACACAGAUUGUUUGGUACGAGAUGCUGACACUUCUCACGAACUGCAUCUUCCUCUCACCACCACCCCUCCCAGCAGAACUCCUAUCUACAGAAAAUUUGUGGUGUAAAAAGCUGUAAAAUCCCUUAAGCUGUAGUUCUGGACAUUGACCAAGGUUUUUCUUGGUCAGCUUUUUCUCUUCCUUUUAUUAUCAAAAAACAAGUAAUACUCCAGUAUCACCAGAAAAUAGUAACAGUUAACUUUAGAGCCCGUUUCUAGGACCCCAAUGCAAAGCGUGGACAGCCAGGACUGGAAUAAACCGCUCACACUGAACGCACCAAGUCAACCCAAACCAGCAAGAUGCAAAGG
This is a messenger RNA of Chroicocephalus ridibundus (black-headed gull), 3406 nucleotides long. RefSeq names its product leucine rich repeat containing 10 (gene LRRC10). Bases 77 to 913 code for a protein of 278 amino acids. The record is from RefSeq and is a predicted model, not a curated record. Gene Ontology annotation, molecular function: protein binding. Lineage: Eukaryota; Metazoa; Chordata; Aves; Charadriiformes; Laridae. The transcript has a single exon.